This is a messenger RNA of Solanum stenotomum, 861 nucleotides long. RefSeq lists its product as uncharacterized. The record is from RefSeq and is a predicted model, not a curated record. NCBI's taxonomy places the organism in Eukaryota, Viridiplantae, Streptophyta, Magnoliopsida, Solanales, Solanaceae. The coding region runs from base 1 to 861 and encodes 286 amino acids. Gene Ontology annotation, molecular function: nucleic acid binding. The transcript has 2 exons.
AUGGCAAAAUCAACUGUCUUUCGGCGGAUAAAAGAUGGCACUAUUCGGACACAUACCAAUUCCAUUAAGCCUCAACUAACCGAACAAAAUAAGAAGAGUGAAAGGUACUACCUACUUCCUGAAGAACAUGAGCCUGAUCCAUAUCGCUCUUGCAAAAGUAAAAACUUUAUUCCAAAAGUUAUGUUUAUGGCUGUUGUUGCUCGUCCUCGAUUUGAUGAAAAUGGAAUUGAGCUAUUUUCUGGAAAAAUAGGUAUUUUUCCAUUUGUAGUUAAGGAACCAGCUAAGCGGAAUAGCAAAAAUCGAACAGCAGGAACUCUCGAAACAAAACCCAUUCUAUCAGUAACUAAAGAUAUUACUAGGGCUUGUUUGAUUGAGAAAGUUCAUCCUGCCAUUAGAUCAAAAUGGCCAGCUUCGGAUUCAAACAUUCCUAUCUUUAUACAACAAGAUAAUGCAAGACCACAUAUUGGUGUCAAUGAUUUGGAAUUUGUUGAAGCUGUCCAAAAAGAUGGAUUCGACAUUAGACUAUGGUUUCAACCACCUAACAACCCUGAUUUAAAUGUGUUGGACCUUGGAUUUUUUAGAGCAAUCCAAUCUCUUCAAUAUCAAAAGGUUCCUUCAAAUGUUGAUGAAUUAGUGGAAGCGGUGGAAAGAUCUUUUGAUGAAAUGAAGGUUGAACAACUCAACCAUGUAUUUCUUACUUUACAAUCUUGUAUGAUUGAGGUGAUGAAAGGUAAUGGAGAAAACAACUACAAAGUUCCUCAUUUGAACAAAAACAGAUUAGAAAGAGAAGACAAUCAUCCUCUUCAACUUUGUUGUGAUAUUGGUAUUGCCAAUCAUGUUUCAACUCUACUUCAACAAUGA